Messenger RNA from Theobroma umbraticum, 902 nucleotides. RefSeq names its product RING/U-box superfamily protein. The record is from RefSeq and is a predicted model, not a curated record. Gene Ontology annotation, cellular component: chromatin. Gene Ontology annotation, molecular function: SUMO ligase activity. Lineage: Eukaryota; Viridiplantae; Streptophyta; Magnoliopsida; Malvales; Malvaceae. Gene Ontology annotation, biological process: protein sumoylation.
UUUUGGUAAUUAACGCCAACCAAAGCCCUAUUUUCCAACCACAAAAGAUACAAAUUCAAAAUCCCCUGAAAUAAAUUAAAUUUCAUAUUCAAAAAACUGCAGAAAAAGGAAAAUCUACUGGAAACUUCUUAUUCUUAGUUGUUUUUUCCCUCUUUACUCGACAUCAUAGGGAGAAAAGAAAAAUAACGAUGGGGCCACCAGCGGCGGCGACGGUGUCGGAAUUGGGUCCGGGGCAACCAUUAUCGGCGUCAGUAGUGAAUUCGUUUCGAGUGGCGGCAGUGGCGGAGCGAUUGGCUACUCACACUCAGCCUGGUGGACAGCCUCAGAGCACGGAGUUCUUCAGCCUCUGCCUCUCUCUCGCUAGAGGCAUUGAUUUUGCGAUUGCAAACAAUGAGGUUCCUGCCAAAGCACAAGAGUUACCUACAUUGUUCAAACAGAUUUGCCAACGCAGAAAUGACCUCUUCUUACAAGCAGCUAUUAUGGUGUUGAUGAUAUCAGUAAAGAAUGCCUGUAAGAGGAGCUGGUUUUCGGAUAAAGAGAGUCAAGAACUUUUUACUCUUGCCAGUGAGGUGGGCAGCUGUUUUUGCAGCUCAGGAGAUAUUAAAAAUGAACUGAAUGAUUCACUUUCAACUAUUUUGGCAAUAAUGUCAAGGUUCUAUCCAUUGAUGAAGAUGGGGCAGAUACUUGCUUCCCUGGAAGCUAAGCCUGGAUAUGGCGCACUUGUGAUUGAUUUCCAUAUAUCUAAGAAUGCAAAACAUUCCCCUCUUGAGAAAAUUAGGUUAUUUGUAGCUCAAAAAGAUAACAUAGAGACAUCUGCUUGUAUUAUAAGUCCACAACAAGUGAAGUAUGAAUCAUUUGUCUUUUACUUUUUCUCUUUGUUUAAUGUGUCGCAGGUCAUUUAG